AACAGAGACUGGUUCGGGUGUAAAGCCUCGCGUGUAAUUCCCAAGGUCACUCUUCCCUGUAUCAUUUAUUGGGUAAACGACUGAGUUUUCAGAAAGUGGACAAUUUUUCCCACAAACUCUGACGAUUUGGAUGACACCAGAAAUUAUCCCAGUUUAAAGAUAUUCCUCUCAGUUUUAGUCAUUAAAAUUGCAUAUGGUCUGGGAUACUGCCCGGUUAACCAUACCGAAGCAAGUAAUGAUAAAAGACAGUUUAUGGCAUUGUGCUGUGGUAUUUAAUCGUUACGUGUCAACGUCUAACUGUCCUCCACAACUCCGUUAAUGGGAUUCUAGAGCUAUUGUUACACGAUUAAAUCAAUGUCUCACAAGCGUCCUGAGCACUCACUUCCUCCCGAACUGUACUAUAACAGUGAUGAGGCCAAAAAAUACAGUUCAAAUUCUCAUAUCAUUGAUAUUCAAACGCGUAUCACAGAACGGGCUCUAGAAUUACUUGCGUUGCCUGAAGAUGAAUCAUGCAUGGUUUUAGAUAUUGGAUGCGGCUCCGGUUUAAGUGGUGAAACUAUUACUGAAAAUGGUCAUCAUUGGGUUGGCGUUGACAUAAGUAAAGAUAUGCUUGAGGUUGCAUUAGACAGAGAAGUGGAAGGUAGUUUAGUACUUGGUGACCUUGGUUGUGGAUUGCCGUUUCGUGGUGGAUCAUUUGAUGGGGCCAUUAGCAUUUCUGCAAUACAGUGGCUAUGCAAUGCGGACAGAUCCUCUCAAAAUCCAAUUGCACGUCUAAGAAGAUUUUUCGUCUCGCUGUACAGCAGUCUUACUCGUGGUGCACGAGCAGUUUUACAGUUUUAUCCGGAAUCCAUAGUUCAAGCAGAUCUAUUGCAGAAUGAAGCUACGAGAGCUGGAUUCACAGGCGGUCUUGUAAUUGAUUACCCUAACAGCACGCGAGCGAAAAAGUACUUUUUGGUAUUGGAUGUUUGCAGCACUCGCCGUAUCCCGCAGCCACUUACAGAAAAUAAUGAGAUGUCAAAUCAUAAUCGAAACAAAUUAGAGACCUUGAGAGAAUGUAGACAGAUGAAGAAAUUGCCAAAGCACAGUGUAGCCUGGAUAAAACAAAAAAAACAACGUGCCAGGGAUCAAAUGAAAGAAGUUGCUCGUGACUCUAAAUAUACAGGACGCAAGCGUCGUGCUAAGUUUUGACACAGUUUCUCAUUAAUUUCUUUAAAUUUACGACCUGUAUAUUGUGUACCUCGUUUAUAAUCAUGGGAUUCGACUUCAAAGUUGUUCAAUCGAUUCUCCAAUCAAUCUUCUCCAACACCUUUGUGUUUUUUCAUAUCUAAUUGUCAGUGUUAAAGUUGUGAAAACUUUGUAAACAUUUAAUUAUUCGAGUUCCUCCCUCAGAUUUAUUAGUUCGAUUGUAAGUUAAUAUCUUCCAAUACACUAAUUUCAUACUUAAAAAUAUGUGAUAGUUUUCCAAUCAAAAUCGUGUUUUGCAAUUCUUUAAGUGAUUUAUUAGCUAAUGUUUUAUGUAUUUACCGCGUGCAAUCGAAAUCAUUACUUACGUGUUGAUCAUUAAGACUUACAUUGAAUGAUAUAUAAUUUUGAUUGAGUCCGUCUUUCUUGUUGCUUGUAACGUUUAAUGACGUAAAAUGAGUGUCCACACUAUGAGUGGCAUGUUCUGAAACGUUUGUUGUACCCUUUACUGUUAUCACUGUUAAUCUUAUAAAGCAAUGUGGAAUAUCUGUAUUUAUUGCCAAUAUUUGAUUUCCAAUAAUGUAUUCAUGAGUUUCUUUGACAAAUUAAAGCGUUAUUCUCAAA
Schistosoma intercalatum is the source of this 1806-nucleotide messenger RNA. NCBI's taxonomy places the organism in Eukaryota, Metazoa, Platyhelminthes, Trematoda, Strigeidida, Schistosomatidae. The record is from the annotation of a GenBank genome assembly.